This is a messenger RNA of Rotaria sp. Silwood1, 298 nucleotides long. Lineage: Eukaryota; Metazoa; Rotifera; Eurotatoria; Philodinida; Philodinidae. The record is from the annotation of a GenBank genome assembly.
AUAUCAACAAGUGAUUUUACGACGAACAGAUAAAAGUAAAGUAUUUCAUUUAGGUGAUGCAAAUGAUUAUCAAAGACAAGUGCUUGAAUAUAUGCAAGAAACAGAAGCAUAUGAAGAAAUUACAUCGGGUGUUUCACCAUUAUCAGCCAAUUUGCAACAAGUUACUGUAGUACUUAAUCAAUUGUACCAUGUUGAAAAACCCUUAAUAACUAAAAAGCAAUAUGAAGCAAUGUAUCCGAAAGAAAAUGAAACUGAAUUAGCUCAUCUCUAUUUUAUACCAAAACCACAUAAAAUAUAA